Messenger RNA from Arvicola amphibius (Eurasian water vole), 1823 nucleotides. It is a transcript of the gene Farsa, whose product is annotated as phenylalanyl-tRNA synthetase subunit alpha. The transcript is spliced from 13 exons. The record is from RefSeq and is a predicted model, not a curated record. Gene Ontology annotation, biological process: phenylalanyl-tRNA aminoacylation. Gene Ontology annotation, cellular component: phenylalanine-tRNA ligase complex; cytoplasm; cytosol. NCBI's taxonomy places the organism in Eukaryota, Metazoa, Chordata, Mammalia, Rodentia, Cricetidae. Bases 33 to 1559 code for a protein of 508 amino acids. Gene Ontology annotation, molecular function: phenylalanine-tRNA ligase activity; ATP binding; tRNA binding.
GCUUGCACGCACUAAGCACGCUGGGAGCAGCCAUGGCAGACAAUCCGGUCUUGGAGCUGUUGCUGCGGCGGCUGGAGGCAGCUGAUGGCGGCCUGGACAGCGCGGAGUUGGCUACGCAGCUAGGCGUGGAGCACCAGGUGGUGGUGGGCGCCGUGAAGAGCCUGCAGGCUCUGGGUGAGGUUAUUGAGGCUGAGCUUCGUUCCACCAAGUGCUGGGAGCUGACUGCUGAGGGUGAGGAGAUUGCCCGGGAGGGCAGCCAUGAGGCCCGUGUGUUUAGAAGCAUCCCUCUUGAGGGCCUGGUGCAGAGUGAGCUAAUGCGACACCCCAGUGGCAAGGUGGGCUUCAGCAAGGCCAUGUCCAACAAGUGGAUCCGAGUGGACAAGAACGCAGCUGACGGGCCCCGGGUGUCCCGAGUGGUGGACAGUAUAGAGGAUGAGGUCCAGAGGCGGUUGCAGCUGGUCCAGGCAGGCCAGGCCGAGAAGCUGGCUGAAAAGGAGAGGAAUGAGCUCCGGAAGAGGAAGCUGCUGACCGAAGUGAUCCUGAAAACCUACUGGGUGAGCAAGGGCAAGGCCUUCAGCACAAGUGUGUCCAAGCAGGAGACAGAGCUGAGCCCAGAGAUGAUCUCCAGUGGCUCCUGGAGGGACCGGCCUUUCAAACCCUAUAACUUCUCUGCCCAAGGGGUGCUCCCAGACAGUGGCCACCUGCACCCCUUGCUCAAGGUCCGCUCCCAGUUCCGACAGAUCUUCCUGGAGAUGGGGUUCACUGAGAUGCCUACGGACAACUUCAUUGAGAGCUCCUUCUGGAACUUCGAUGCCCUCUUCCAGCCUCAGCAGCACCCAGCACGGGACCAACAUGACACCUUCUUCCUGAGAGAUCCCGCCGAGGCCCUGCAGCUCCCAAUGGACUAUGUUCAGCGGGUGAAACGGACUCACUCCCAGGGUGGCUAUGGCUCACAGGGCUACAAGUAUAAUUGGAAGCUAGAAGAGGCCCGGAAAAACCUGCUUCGCACUCACACCACCGCAGCCAGUGCCCGCGCUCUCUACUGCCUAGCCCAGAAGAAACCCUUCACGCCAGCCAAGUACUUCUCCAUUGAUCGUGUGUUCCGGAAUGAGACGCUGGACGCCACCCACUUGGCUGAGUUCCACCAGAUAGAGGGUGUAGUAGCCGACCAUGGACUGACCCUGGGCCACCUCAUGGGUGUGCUGAAGGAGUUCUUCACCAAGCUGGGAAUCACCCAGUUGCGCUUCAAACCAGCCUACAACCCCUACACAGAGCCCAGCAUGGAAGUGUUCAGCUACCACCAAGGUCUAAAGAAGUGGGUAGAAGUUGGCAACUCUGGGGUCUUCCGCCCUGAGAUGCUCCUGCCCAUGGGGCUCCCCGAGAAUGUGUCUGUUAUUGCUUGGGGUCUCUCCCUGGAGCGCCCAACGAUGAUCAAGUAUGGCAUCAAUAACAUCCGAGAGCUGGUGGGCCACAAGGUGAACCUGCAGAUGGUAUACGACAGCCCUGUGUGCCGCCUGGAUAUCGAGCCCAGGUCUCCACAGACACAGGAGGCUGCGUGAUAUAGGCUGCCCCAGAGAGCUCUGUCCAGUCCCUGUGCAUCCCCCAGCGGUGACCUCGCUAAUAUUUAUGAGGCCUCUGUGAGGCUAGCUCACUCCCUCUGCCUCGCGCACCCAGGGGCAGGGUCCUGAGUGCAGGAAGCAGGUUUCUUGUGCUGGCCUUUGGUGGUGCGUGUAGUGUUCUUGUAAGGGUGGAUUUGGGCCCUGCGGGUCAGCUGUUGUCUAAUAAAAUAGGCACUGUCUCUCAUGCGGUGCCUUUUGUUAGGA